Colletotrichum karsti is the source of this 372-nucleotide messenger RNA. Its product is annotated as cytochrome c oxidase copper chaperone. Gene Ontology annotation, molecular function: copper chaperone activity; copper ion binding. NCBI's taxonomy places the organism in Eukaryota, Fungi, Ascomycota, Sordariomycetes, Glomerellales, Glomerellaceae. Gene Ontology annotation, cellular component: mitochondrial intermembrane space. The coding region runs from base 1 to 372 and encodes 123 amino acids. The transcript has 3 exons. The record is from RefSeq and is a predicted model, not a curated record. Gene Ontology annotation, biological process: mitochondrial respiratory chain complex IV assembly.
AUGACAAAUGCGACGGCCUCGGUGACGCCAAUAGUAAAAAAAAAGUGGACUGAGGUCAAAAGAUUAAACCCAUCCUUCCGCCGCGACCCGGAUCGCAAGACGCAUCCCAAGCUGACAAACACUCGCUACACGUCCAAAAUGGCCUCCCAAGCUUGCGAACUGCCCUCCGUUUCCUCGCCGGCCGCUGCCCCGGCUGCCGCCGCCGUUGACCAGCAGGCUUCGAAGCCCAAGCCCUGCUGCGUGUGCAAGGAGGAGAAGGCGAAGCGCGACGAGUGCAUGCUCUUCUCCACGGCCGCCGACCCGGCCAAGGACUGCCUGUCCACGAUUGACCAGUACCGGAGCUGCAUGAAGGGCUUCGGCUUCACGGUGUAA